Clarias gariepinus (North African catfish) is the source of this 1688-nucleotide messenger RNA. RefSeq names its product pyridoxal phosphate binding protein (gene plpbp). Gene Ontology annotation, molecular function: pyridoxal phosphate binding. The record is from RefSeq and is a predicted model, not a curated record. Bases 129 to 959 code for a protein of 276 amino acids. NCBI's taxonomy places the organism in Eukaryota, Metazoa, Chordata, Actinopteri, Siluriformes, Clariidae. Gene Ontology annotation, cellular component: intracellular anatomical structure. The transcript has 9 exons.
CUCAGGGCUAUGAAUGCUAUGUGGAGAGUAGCGAUGUCGGAAGAGGUUGGUAAGAAGAUGCAGGCGGUGGUGGAUCGUGUAAAUUUGGCAGUCACCCGACGACCAAAGAUGCAGCUUCAUCUGGCCUGAUGUGUCUUUCUCCCCAAACCCAACACCCAGCUGGAGAAGGUGAGCAGAUAAUGUUGACAACCUCACCAGAGACAUUACCAUGCAUUGCACCUAGGUUAGUUGCUGUAAGUAAAACUAAGCCUCCAGACAUGGUAGUUGAGGCAUAUAAACAUGGGCAACGCAACUUUGGAGAGAAUUAUGUAAAUGAGCUUGUGGAGAAAGCCUCUCACCCUCUGAUUUUGACAUCAUGCCCUGAAAUUAAAUGGCAUUUCAUUGGACAUCUACAGAAGGGCAAUGUAAAUAAACUCCUAGGUGUUCCAAACCUUUACAUGGUCGAGACAAUCGACUCUGUAAAACUGGCUGACAAAGUUAACAGCUCAUGGCAGAAGUUACGAUCUUCUAACACCCAGGGGUUGAAGGUCAUGAUUCAGAUCAACACCAGCGGCGAGGAAAGUAAACAUGGCGUGCAUCCUGAUGAAACUGUUAAUACAGUUAUGCACAUUGUAACUAAUUGUCCUGCUCUGAAUUUCUCUGGACUCAUGACUAUUGGUCGUUAUGGUUAUGAUCUCAGUGAAGGCCCCAAUCCAGAUUUCCAGAUCCUGCUAAAACGUCGUCAAGAGGUUUGUGAGAGCCUGAACUUUCCAGUGGAACAGGUUGAGCUCAGUAUGGGCAUGUCCACAGACUUUGAACAUGCAAUUGAGGUAGGCUCCACUAAUAUCCGUGUUGGUAGCACCAUUUUUGGAACACGGGAAUAUCCAAACACUCCAAGCCCCAGCCCAGAAAAAAAAUCAGAGGUCACAUCUGAGGAAGCAGCAAAGAAGAUGGAGUAUCUUUCUGUAAAAGAUCAUUAAAUAAUAGAACCAGAUAUAGACAUCCAACCCUAAUAACAAGAUUUAACUUAGGAAAGGUUCAGGCAGAAAUGCUAAGGGUAAGUUAACUCCUAUUAGGCAUACGUUUGUCCAUUUUCUAACAAUUUUCUUAUGUUUACCAUUAACAUAUAUUAGAUCAAAGUUUUAUUGAAAAAAUAUUUUGCAUUUCUUACCUCAUCUAUAAACAAAGUAUAUCUUAUAGUUUUUGAUAUAAGUAUGAUGAGUGAAUUGGAGCGUUUUCUGUCUGCAGACAACUUUCUCUGUCUUUCAGUAUGAUACGUUGAUUUAAAAAAAAGUGUUGAUGUUGAUGCACAUGUAUUGUGUAAGUAAUUGUGCCUGUUGCUGUGAAAGCUGUUUUAAAGGAAGUAGUAUUUUCUGUUAUUCAAAAAAAUUUACUUUAAAACAGAAAAUUAAAAGGACAAGUUUCAGGAAAAUGUUGGAUGUGUGUGGUUCAGAACUCUAACUUUUGUUAAUUGUUGUAUGAUAUUUUAUUUCGAUUAAACCAUACAAUAAUUAUUUAAAAAAAGAACUAUUUCCUGUUUACAAUCAAUCAAAAGAUAAAUGAAAAAUGCUAGUUUUUCUUCCAACUUACCCAGUGUCCUAAAGUAAGGUGCAUUGAUUAAACAAUAAAAGUAUGCUAAAGAAAAUUUAAAGGCACUGUCGAGUUAUCUGGGAUUUUGCACAUCAGCCUCUGCUUCAAACUCGAAAAAA